ACUCCUCCCACCAGCAGCCCCCUACCCCCCCCCCCCCACACGACGUGUGUGUGUAUAUAUACACUCUAGACCGCACGUGCUGUCACCUGCGCAUCGCCAUCUGCAGAGGACGCUGUCGGCACAGGCCCAGCCACGCUUAGGAGAAGCCGCAGCGAGGGCGCACUGAAAGUUGUCGCGAUGGGGCUGGCGAGCAGUGGCAGCGGCGAGCGAGCGGGGAGCGAGCGCAGCGUGGCGCAUCACCUGCAUGAGUGGUACAGGAAGUUCCUGCGCGAGUGCCCAAGCGGAAUGAUCACGCAGCACGAAUUCAGGCGCCACGUGUGCGCCGCGGGGGCGCUGGGUCCCGGCUCGGCCGAAUACGCGGAGCGCCUCUUCAGCACCAUGGACACCAAUGCGGACGGCGCCGUGGAUUUCCUGGAGUUCGUGACGGCGCUCAGCCUCCUGCUCGAGGGCUCGCCCCAGCAGAGGCUCCACUGGUCCUUCCAGCUGUGCGAUCGGGACAGCGAUGGAGCCAUCACCAGAGCCGAGAUGUUGGAGAUCAUGAACGCCGUGUGCCGGAUCAACGUGGCCCUGGGUGGCGGAGACGGCUCCCUGGGCCCUGUGGAAUGCACGGAGCGCAUCUUUGCCGGCCUCGACAAAGAUCACGACGCGCUCAUCACCCUGGAGGAGUUCACGGAGGGCGCCCUGGCGGAUGCGUGGCUCCUCAGCACCCUGCAGUGCGACCCAGCUCGCAUGCGCAUCCAGCCCAAAUCCUUCUGAGUCGAAGUGGAGGGGAGGUGGCACUCCCCGUCUCCUCCCCUCUCCCCCGCGUUCUCCCGCUCCUCCACCCGAGCCGGGUGUUAGGGAUAGAGUGGAGGGGUUUAGGGGCAUUGUCAGUGGGGGUCUAUUGGGCCCUCUGCUCCGGCAGAGGGCCCACUUGGUCGGUGGAUUAUCCACUCCUCACAGCAGCGCGUGGAGGAGUUCUAUCGAGGUGCAAAGAGUUGAAUCCGACGUCCGUUCUACAGCCACGUAAACACAUUAAUUCGAGUAUUGGAUUAGUGUGCCAGGGCAGGGUCCUCCUGCCGAGGGGCCUGAGACACGCUGUGUGCUUGCUUUGCUUGAAUCAUUUAGAACGUUAACGUUAUUCACGAUAAUUCUAAGGGCACGUUGGUGAAUAGUUGAAAGGUUUGUUAUCGUGUGUGGCUUUGAUGAACGGAUUUUUAGUUUGUUAUAUAUUCAUCGUAUUACGGUUAACAACUGGUUCGUAAGAAAUUUAAAUCCUAAAUAAUAAAUUGGCUAAACACCCCACCAGAAUCAAUCAGUGAGAAUAAUCCGGAUUAAAACAAAUGGAUAUGAAUCAACCAUGCGUUUAAUUACAUUUGUUUUAAAUCUCAAGGGCAUCUGGUGGCAACAUCGAUAGACAAUGAUGGGCAGGAGGUUUCGUUUGACACGGCCACGUGCUCAGGGCGCGCCCUUUAAUACGACCUGGCCCUUGUUGUCGAUGCCACGUCGCUUAGAGGCUGCUCUUUCCUGUGCUUGUAUAUUCCCCGAAGUUUUUCAAUGAAUAUUCACAGGACAGAUCUCUCUGAAAGACCACCCCUGCUACAUAUCUCACGGAUAGAUCUCGAGCCUCUGUUCAGCAAGGAGUGAGCCAAUUUAUAAAACAUAAACUUGCCGUGCUCGGUAAUUUAUUUUUAUUUUUUUCAAAACUUGUUAACGGCACACAGCCGCAUACUCUUGUGACUUAUAUCACAGAGUCACAGCUAGAGUGAGCCGUGUGUCAAGUGUUCACUGCAGGAAAUCGUGUGACCUGGAGUUCCUGCCCCUGAUAUGGCCCAAUCGGUAGCAUGUUGACUACUUGGUGCAGAAUUUCGCAGCUCGAACCAAGCAGGCCGCUCUCCGUAGUGCUAACGUAAAAAGAAACCGCCACUUUUUCAAAUUUUCUUGCUGUGGUUUUCACACCUGAUGAUGAUUGCUUGUUUUGCAGUCGCAACGUCGUGAGGAUUUUAUUGUUUUAUAUUUUUAUUAUUUUAUUGUUUCCCUUCUACGUGACUUUACCGAAAGAACCAAGAAUAUAAUGUGGAUGUAUUACCAUAAAUUGUGCACCGUCUGCUUCAAAGUAGAUAUUAAAUAUCCAAUGACGUUCUUGGAGAGAGAGAGAGAGAAGGCCAUCGUGUACCAACUCGCAUCGUCCAAUUGUAUGCGAAGUUGGAAAAAUAUGACCCGAAUGUGACCGAAUUGUAAUAACGAGAUAGCAACACCUCUUCCCAUCGGCCAACGGUAUCCAUUUGCAGGCCGGUGUUGCAUACACCUUGUGCCGCAUAGGAAUGGUUGCCACUGGUGGUCCCAUAGGCUUGUCUUAUACAUGGAAAGGAACGGUUUAGCCGAGAUGUUAUGUCAGGUGCGUUCAGAUGCCGAGGCAUUUACGCACCCGACAAAUGCAAAUCCUAAGUCUGUUUCUCGAGUUGGCUUCACAGCCCUACUCCUCCCCCACCUCCACCACCCCCCCAUGCCUGACAUUUAAACGUUCGUUAUUUAAUUUCUAAACACGCGGGGAUCUCAGCUCAGAGCUGCCACGUCACCCUCCUCCUCCUCCUUCCGCAUAAUUCCCCCGCCGCUGCCCCCGGCGAUGCGUAAUUGGCGGAUGUUUUUGAAAGGGAAAUGAUGGCGACGUCUUCCUUCAUUACUUCUCUCGACGCGUGGGGGUGUGGUGGCGGUAGCGGUGGCGGUCGCGGUGGCGGUGGCGAAAUUCAUCACGGCUCGCUCACCUCGGCGAGGUGGAUCUCACAGAGUUUGGCAAACGUGAACGAUGACCAGCACGGAUCAUCAUCACGAACAUCUUACACAAUCACAAUCUUCAAUAUAAUAUUGUAUCAUCACCAUCGUAAUCGUAAUCGACACACAUUAUUUUUCAUCAUCAAAUAUCAGCAGUUAAAAAUCAUCAUCAUCUUCAUCUUAAAUCUUUCCACAUCAAAAAGCAUUUUGGGCAGUGACGCAGUGGCCAGCAGUUUCGCCACUGGUUGCAAAGGUUCGCUGUUCGGAACCCAGCGGCAGCCCUGGUUAUUACUGCGGUGGUGCUCGGUAUGAACUGAUGAUAAUACGCAACGUCUCUUUCACAGUUUACGUUGAAGAUUCCGUGACAAGUUGGCCAUUACGUGCCGGCGUCCAUGGUUCAAAUUUCCCAAAUUAUUAAAAUGACGCUGCAAAUUGCUCAAUUGGAAUAACGAAUUUACGGCAAUCAUCGCCGCCUCCUGCAAAACAAAAUUGACAGAACCCUCCUGAAAGAGAGGCAUGAGACUCGGUGAGGCUUACAUGGGAAAACAAGAGGAAUAACAAUUAUCGUCCAUCAUCAAAAACCAUCACCCAAGGCACCAUAAAACAUCAUCCAUUAUCACAAAUAAUUAUCAUCAUCAAGAACCCGAACUAUAUAAAAUAUUUUUUUUUGUAUCAACUGACAAGGCACAGGUUUUAUUUCCCAAGUGGGAAAGGAUUUAGGUGCACGCUAAGAACGUUACAAAUAAUGACGCGAACGUGAGACUCAAUCCCGUGUGGAUCACGGACACGUGGCAUUAAGGAGGGUUAGGAGUUCCCCCCCCACCCCCCACCCAACCUGAAUUAUUGGUGAAGUGCAGCUGCCAGCACGUCACGGGUCACUCGCCAGGGCCUCCAGCAGCCGCGCGGUCUUCAUCCGCCAGUCCAGGGUGGGUGGGGGAUGCGAACAGGUGAGAGGUGAGCGGAGCUCUGCUGUGUUCACUAUCCACCCCUUACCCCCUGCGCCCCCCUCAGCUACAGCAAUAUUCGUCAAACAUCAAUGCCGCAAUACGUGGUGGGAGUGGUGGCGAGGUGGUUUGUGCGCUGCGCUGUGUGAACCCCUGUAUAAGAUUUUUUUUAUUUAAUUUGGGCACGCUUAUUUUUGUCAUGAUUUAUAUUUGCUUCAUUGCUGUUGUUUACUUUUAUUUGUUUUUGCUCUUGUCAUGUUGGUGGCCCAGGAUCACUCUUGCAAUUGGCAUUCACCCUGGUCUCUUGGGUUCUCACCACGGCUCACAUCUGUGGCGAGUCAUAUCUGGGCCGGUCCUGGUUCCGUUUUUCACCAACCCGCAUUCACCAGCAUGGUGAAGUGUGGUCAAACAUAUCCCCAUGAACAACAUGGUAUGGUGGAGACCUUCAUCAGUGCAACGACAAAUGCCUGUAAAUAUCAAUCGUUUAAACAUAAAUUUGAAACAGUAAUUACAGGCAGUGUCCACUGCUGUACUAACAGGUUCAAUGUAUUUUCCUGUAAUGACAAAUGCCUGUAAAUAUUCACCCAUACCGUAAUUUUUCAAUCUACUGCUCGAUGAAGUAGAAUGACAAAUAAUACAAUUAUUUAGAUGUAUAAGUUGCCCUUAAACAAUGGACAGGAGAGCACCAUGCAAGCAAAGAGAAGAAAAUUACUGAGAAGAAACUGGGGGGGGGGGGGGGGGGGAAGGAGUCUACUGAGACACAACAGAGACUUAGGGAGGAGGCAAUUUAUAAACAGUUGGUGGGGCCUUCAGCUGCCAUUUAAAUGUCUCUAUCGACUCCGUUUUGCUCACCUCGUGUUAGUGAACGUGUGUUAGCUAUGCACGCCAAUAAACCACCAUUCCUUGUG
Molecule: messenger RNA, 4603 nt
Organism: Petromyzon marinus (sea lamprey)
Lineage: Eukaryota; Metazoa; Chordata; Hyperoartia; Petromyzontiformes; Petromyzontidae
Product: guanylyl cyclase inhibitory protein-like
Molecular function (GO): calcium ion binding
Source: RefSeq, a predicted model, not a curated record